This is a messenger RNA of Parascedosporium putredinis, 438 nucleotides long. NCBI's taxonomy places the organism in Eukaryota, Fungi, Ascomycota, Sordariomycetes, Microascales, Microascaceae. The record is from the annotation of a GenBank genome assembly.
AUGUUCAAGACGCUGGCGCGACCUCAGUUCGCCGCCGUUCAGUCUCGACUAUUCCCCAUCUACUUCACCGUCCAAACGGCUGCCCCGGUCAUCCUCGCCGCGACGUAUCCCAGAAACGAAGGAGGUUCACUCGGCCUCAGCGGCGUUCUUGACCCAGCCAACCGGUGGUCAGUGCUGAGCCCCAUUGCCGCUAUCUUCGCUUCAGCGCUCCUGAACUUUGUCGUUCUCCUCCCUGCCACGAUCAAGGUCAUGGUGAAGCGAAGAGACCAAGAGAAAAAGGAUGGCAAGAAGUCGUGGGAGCCGGCACCCCACUCUCAAGAGAUGAUUGCGCUGAACAAGCAGUUUGGCAAGCUUCAUGGCAUCUCCUCCCUCCUCAACUUGACCACCUUCAUUGGCACCAUUGUAUAUGGUUUCCAUCUUGGAACACUCCUGCAGUAG